ACGUGGUGCAAGAGGUGUGCGUGUACGAGCUGACCGCACUCUCCUCACGGGUCACAACCGAGAAAGAAACUAUGGAUUUUACCCCUGAAGAACUUGAACUUCCCACCUGCAAGUAUGAAUACCUUGACCAUCCUGCAGAUGUUCAAAUUCAUGCAUGGGGCGAGAGUUUGGGUGAGGCAUUUGAACAGAGUGCAGUUGCGAUGUUUGGCUAUAUGACUGAAAUAGACACAGUGGAGAUUACUGACCGGCAGGAAAUUGAAGCCAGCGGACAUGACAUUGAAAGCCUACUGUAUCAGUUUCUUGAUGAGUGUUUAUACAUAUUUUCAGCAGAACCUUUUUUCAUAGCACGUAAAGUUGUCGUCAAAGAAUUUAAUAAAGAAGAAUUUAGUUUGAAAGCUGUAUUAUAUGGCGAAGAGUUCAGCCUGGAGAAGCACCCACAGGGCACAGAAGUGAAGGCCAUAACAUAUGCUAGUAUGCAGGUGUAUGACACUGGUAAUCAGCAUGAACUCUUUGUUAUUAUUGAUAUCUAAUAGGUUAUUAUUGAUAGCUAAUUGGUUAUCAUUGCUGUCUAAUCUGUUUGAUUCUGCUGUUCUGCUCCAAAGAGUUUCUCCAUCUAAUUAUUAUUGACAUCUAAUUGGUUGUUAUCAAUAACAACUAAAUAUCAAUGUCAGAUUUGUUAUGGAUUUCUAUUUUAUCAUUAAUAUGUUAAUGAUAUUUUAAUUUAAUAAAAUUGUUAUUAUUGCCAUGUAAUUUUAUUAAAAUUAAGGGGAAUAGUUCCUUCUCACUUGCAUAUGCCCUAGCUUGUGUUUUGUUACAUUGUAUUGACCUUUGUACACAGAAACAGCCAGUGUGAAGGACAACUUAAUAAAGAUCAGUCUAUCCUUUUUAGUUUGUAAAUUAUAUAUAAAAUGAAUGUCUUAAUAAGAAAAAUAAAUACAGUGCUUUGCAAUAAAGAGUGGCUGAUAUUUUCUCAUGCAAUAUAAUAAUGCAGAAUGUGAAAUAAUUUACCUGAAUUUUAUGUAAGGAUAUUUUCACAUGUACAGUACACUACAUCCGUCCAGAUCUGGACCUACCUAUAGUGGACCCUCUAAACAACGGACCUAAUAAAUCCUAACUCACAGGAUUUCCCUCUGAAAUUCAGAUGUAAAAUAAAAAAAAAAAGACAGACAGACAUGGGUUGGGGAUAAAUGCAGUGAAAUCUGUUGCUAAUCCAUCAUGUAAAGAAAUUUCCAUUUUUUCUCGUUACUUAGCUUGGCUUUUUAUUAUAGAAAUUAUUAUAAUUAUUAUUAUAGAAUUAUAUUAUAGAAAUGUUUUGUUCAGCUCGUACUGUACAGGCUUCCUGUCCUCGUCGAGGCCACUAGUGUUAGUGGCUAUCGGGUAAAUCAGGUAAAAAUUACACAAUAAAGAUGGAUAUACAUUUUUUCAUGUAACAUUCUCAUAAUAUUGAUCAUAUCAGUAUUAUGUGACAACAUUAUCCAUAUAAAAUAUGGAACAAUAUUAAUACUGUGUAUUCCUAUUAAUAUAUUCAGAAUUGUCAGUUCUUCUGGAUUCUGAUAUCUUGACCACUUCAGGGCCCCUCUGACUGGUGUGCUCCCCAGACAAUUUCUCAAACAUUGAUUUCACUUGUAGAAUUAUCAUUCAUCUGGCAGUUAUGCUCUAGCCUCAGAAAAAUUCUCCUGGCCGAGGGAACACACAGACCCGUGUCUCUUUAGACAUGCAGUGAAAUUGUCUGGGUUAGGUUUCUCUCCAUAAGAGAAAUAAGGGUUUCUCUUUAUAAGAGAAACUUUUGUAUUCAUGCAUAUCAUCAUUGCCCACUUUUGUAUUCAUGCAUAUCAUCAUUGCCCACUUUUGUAUUCAUGCAUAUCAUCAUUGCCCACUUUUGUAUUCAUGCAUAUCGGUCAUCAAUACUCAACAGCACUCGCCCGGUGCUUCACGAGUGCUCUGGCCUGGGGUGCCACUCUAACUGUAGCCUCUGUUCACCCAACGGUGAAUGGGUACCUGGUUGUUAAACGACUUGGAGGGUCAUAUUCCAGGAGAAAACUAGGAUUAAGGACCUGCCCAAAAUGCUAUGCGUGCUAGUGACUUCACAAGAAUGUGAGAACUCCUGUAUAUACAGUAUAUAAAUAUAUAUAUACAAAAAAUACUGGCUUAUGGCUUUCAUGGGGUGAUGAGCCAGCAGCUUCAAGAAGUUAGAAGUCUAGGAACCCUGGUCAGAGAAUGGGCCUCGGGAACAUUGAUCCUUGAACCAAUAACAGGUAGGUAGCUGUACUAGAAAAGGCUAAAGCAAAAGCUUGCAAAAACACACACCCAAUCAUUCACUAUAAUGUUCACAGAAGAGUAUAAUAGAGAAGGUUUUCAUAUGCCAUAUCAAAAGUAGCAGGAAGUUUUAACCCUAUAGGAUGGUAUUUCUAGUGUUUAGUUACUCUUAUAGGACUAAAUUUAUCAAAUGUAUGAACCAGAUUUGACUGAUAAAAUUGUACAUGAUAACAUGUAAUGUACCGAAAUAAAAAGCAUCUCCUUACACAGGUACAGUAGUCACAUAAUUAAUACAAUUAUAAUUCUGUAUAUACUGUACAGUGGGGCAUCCCUGACUCAUAAGUGGCCUCAUAUCCUGCAUUUCACCCCAAGUCCUAUUAAACAAAUUAUGAUUGUGACUGAAGGAAUUUUAAUGUUCUGUUAAUCUUUAUUAUUUUAAUGAUUUUUACAAUGUUAGUAGUGUGAGGAAAGGGAUGCAUUCCUCUUUUAUUUUUUUAAUUUUAAAAUAUAAUACAGUACUGUAUAAUGUUAUCACAUGUUAUUUACAUGGUUAUAAACCAAACAUAUUUAAUUAAUGCACUUUGUACUAGGAACUUGCACCUUUGCAACUUCCCCAAUAACUUAAAAAAAAAAAAAUCAAACAUCAGUGUCUUAUGUUGGUAUUUAGGUCUCAGGUCAGGUACUGAAUUGUUGUUGUUGUUCAAUUCCAUGUUUGAAUUUAAUAGAAAUGUAUAUAAUGUAUGAAGCAUGAUAUGUAAAUGAAUACCUUUUAAAGCCCAGACAUCUAAUUUAAUUAUUUUGGUACUGCUAUAUGAAAUACUUAGCAUCCAAUUUGUGUUGUAAGGCAGUCACUUUCUACAGAAAAUUGUUAAUUUAAUUUCUUUAUAAAAUAAAAUGUUAAAAUUGUA
Procambarus clarkii (red swamp crayfish) is the source of this 3164-nucleotide messenger RNA. It is a transcript of the gene Archease, whose product is annotated as protein archease. Gene Ontology annotation, biological process: tRNA splicing, via endonucleolytic cleavage and ligation. The record is from RefSeq and is a predicted model, not a curated record. Gene Ontology annotation, cellular component: tRNA-splicing ligase complex. NCBI's taxonomy places the organism in Eukaryota, Metazoa, Arthropoda, Malacostraca, Decapoda, Cambaridae.